GAAAAAAAAUACUAAAACAUACAGACGGCGACAAAUGAAUCAGAGUGACCUUAAAAAAAAAGACAAAAAGAGAAGAAACAAAAACCCUAAAUCCGCUAAAGACCAACACUUGUCUCAAUACAUUUGAAAAUGUGCGGGAUUUUUCUUUCAUAAACAUCAUCUCAGAGUCUCAGCUUCUCUUCUUCUAACAUUGGUUUCUUCUCCCUUGAGAGCUUUCUUCAAAACAAGAUCUCUCAAGAGAGCUUAGCUCCAGCUGAUAGAGAGAUCUGUUUCUCGUACCUUCAAACCCAAUAAAGAGCAACUACAUCUCCACUACAAAAACACAAAGUUUCUGUCGGAAAGUUCACGCCUUUACAUUUUACAGAUUUUUGAGAGCAAUGGGUCUGAAUCUCAACCCGAUUCUCCGACAAGAGCUAGCAAACCUCGACAAAGACACAGAGAGCCGCAAAACCGCCAUGAAAGCCCUCAAGUCCUACGUCAAAGACCUCGACUCAAAGGCCAUCCCGAGCUUCCUAGCGCAAGUCUCCGAGACCAAAGAGACAAACUCUCUCUCCGGCGAAUACACAAUCUCCCUCUACGAGAUCCUCGCCCGCGUCCACGGACCCAACAUCGUCCCCCAGAUCGAUACCAUCAUGUCCACCAUCGUCAAGACCUUAGCUUCCAGCGCCGGAUCCUUCCCUCUUCAACAGGCUUGCUCUAAAGUGGUCCCCGCCAUCGCUAGGUACGGUAUCGACCCUACGGAACAAGAAGAAGACAAGAAGCGUGUGAUUAUACACUCUCUGUGUAAGCCUCUCUCUGACUCUCUCCUUUGUUCACAAGAGAGCUUAGCUUCAGGCUCCGCGCUGUGCCUCAAAGCUCUCGUGGAUUGUGAUAACUGGAGGUUUGCUUCUGACGAGAUGGUGAAUAAAGUCUGCCAAAACGUCGUCGUUGCGUUGGACGCGAACUCUAACCAGACGCAUCUGCAUAUGGGUUUGGUGAUGGCCCUUGCGAAGCGUAAUCCUUUGAUCGUUGAGGCUUACGCGAGGCUGUUGAUACACACGGGGGUAAGGAUACUCGGGUUCGGUGUGAAGGAAGGGAACUCGCAGAAGAGGUUGUCCGCUGUGCAGAUGAUUAACUUUUUGAUGAAGUGUUUGGAUCCGAGGAGUAUCUACUCUGAGGUUGAGUUGAUUGUUAAGGAGAUGGAGAGGUGUCAGACGGAUCAGAUGGCGUACGUUAGAGGAGCUGCUUAUGAAGCGAUGGUGACUUCUAAGAGGAUAGCUGGGGAGCUUGAGGGGAAGAUGGAGAAGAAAGGUUGUCGUUCUGUGACUGGUUCGAAUUUUUGUGGAAGAAAGUGUUCUCCUCGUUCUCAUGAUGAUAAUGAGUCUUUGUCACCUGAGUCACAGACUCUUGGAGGGUCUUUUAGUGGUGGGUAUGAUUCUCCGGUUGAGUCUUCGCCGCGUAGCUCUUGUAACUUUGAUGGGAGGAGUGUGAAUAGGAAACUGUGGAGGAGUAAUGGUGUGGUUGAUAUCUCUUUGAAGGAUGGUUUGUUCUCUGGAGACACCACUGUCUCUGAUUCACCUCUUGUCCCCUAUGAUCAUUGUGAUAAUGAGUUUGAAGGUUUUGUAAUGGGAAGUUUGAGGAACAGGAGGAUGCAGAACACAACUCCUACUAGUCCACAGAGACACUGUUGUUCAAGGAACAUGAAUGCUGAAAAUUUCAACAUCUAUAGCACUCCGAGGAAGCUAAUCAGUUCUCUUCAGUAUCCUGAUGAUAUGGGCUUGGAUCAUUCUGACAUUCAGAGUCCAAUGCCAUCUCGCCAGAACACUAAACUCAGGAAGCAAUCAUCUCCAACACCUGUGAAGCAAGCGAUGGAAACAAUCUCAUCAUCAUCAACUGUGAUGUUAAGUGAAGAAACAACACCUCAAUCACAGAUGAUAAUGAGUAGUAAGAAGAAGAAGAAGAACAUGAGGUAUGCCAAACUCAUGUUUGUUGUAUCCUUUUUUGUGGUGGUGCUGUUUACAAGUGUGGUGAUGUUCAGUCAAGAUGAUGAUGUUGUUUACUACACUGUUCCAACAUGAUGAUUCCACCUCUCUUUUGGUGGUCAGUUUUAAAUCCUAGUGUAACGGGGAGACGAGGUUAUUUAGUUAUCCAAUUCACAUGUUGCUUGUUUGUAUUGUACUUUUAGUACAAGGUGUAAAAUCUUCUUCUACUCUUUGUUCUCAUUUUGUUUUAGUGCAAAUCUGUUGUAUCAAAACAUUGUUUUAGUAUAAAAUGUUUAGAAAAGUUUAAGAUUUUAAAUUUUA
Messenger RNA from Brassica napus (rape), 2282 nucleotides. Its product is annotated as protein SINE1. Bases 378 to 2057 code for a protein of 559 amino acids. Gene Ontology annotation, cellular component: microtubule. The transcript is spliced from 4 exons. The record is from RefSeq and is a predicted model, not a curated record. Gene Ontology annotation, molecular function: microtubule binding. Lineage: Eukaryota; Viridiplantae; Streptophyta; Magnoliopsida; Brassicales; Brassicaceae.